CUGUUCAACAGAACUUGCAAUGAUAAAAUACCUUGUCGUAAUAUCAUAGUAGACGACAUGUUGAUUUUUUCUGUAGGUUCUGUGAAGCCGAUACGGAUCGCUGUCAUUACUACAAAAAUGUCUUUGUAGUUAUCAGGGUGUAGGUCAUAUAAUUGUAGACUUAUUAACUUAUUCGUGCUAAAUUUUCUAUAAUAAAACUAUUAUAAGAGACAGAAGAGGAUCCACUUCACCCGAAUCAGGGAUAGAGAUGCGACUUGUAUCGAGGUAACUAGUGCUGAAUGAUGUGGGCGCUGUGAGCGUUUGACGGCACCACGGCUUCGUCUGCGGCGAGUGGCGCGCGGGGAGCCGAGUCUCCUACGCAAGCCAACCAAGACACCGUGGACAACGCCACUCCCACUUGCUGGUGGGCGGCGUGGUCCGCCAUGGGGUGCUUCGGGUCACCGGGCGCCAAGAGUGGGGAGGAUGACGCCAAGUCACAGAAACGCCGCAGCGACGCCAUCACACGCCAGCUGCAGAAGGACAAGCAGCUGUACCGGGCAACCCACCGCCUGCUGCUCCUGGGGGCCGGUGAGUCCGGCAAGUCUACGAUCGUGAAACAGAUGCGUAUACUCCACGUGAACGGCUUCUCGGAUAAAGAGAGACGGGAAAAGAUCGAAGAUAUUAAGAAAAACAUACGUGAUGCUAUCCUUACAAUAACUGGUGCUAUGAGUACUCUGACACCUCCCAUACCGCUUGAGAAGGUGGAGAAUAAAGCUCGUGUUGAUUACAUCCAGGAUGUCGCCUCGCAGCCUGACUUCGACUACCCUCCAGAGUUCUACGAGCACACGGAGGAGCUCUGGAAGGACCAAGGGGUGCAGAGGACUUACGAGAGGAGCAAUGAGUACCAGCUCAUAGACUGCGCCAAGUAUUUCCUGGAUCAGGUGCAUAUAAUAAAGAGAGCUGACUACACGCCAUCAGAGCAGGAUAUACUCCGCUGUCGAGUUCUCACCUCCGGGAUAUUCGAGACCCAGUUCGUCGUCGAUAAAGUCAAUUUUCAUAUGUUCGACGUGGGCGGGCAGCGUGACGAGCGCCGGAAGUGGAUCCAGUGCUUCAACGAUGUGACGGCCAUCAUCUUCGUGACCGCGUGCUCCUCAUACAACAUGGUGCUGAGAGAGGAUCCCACACAGAACAGGCUCCGGGAGUCGCUGGACCUUUUCAAGAGCAUAUGGAAUAACAGAUGGCUCCGUACGAUAUCGGUGAUCCUGUUCCUCAACAAGCAGGACCUGCUGGCUGAGAAGGUGUUGGCGGGGAAGUCUCGUCUCGAGGAGUACUUUGCGGAGUUCGCCCGCUACCAGACGCCGCCCGACGCGACCCCCGACACGAGGGACCACCCGGACGUCGCCAGGGCCAAGUACUUCAUCAGAGAUGAGUUCCUGCGCAUCAGUACAGCGAGCGGUGACGGCAAGCACUACUGCUACCCUCACUUCACGUGCGCCGUCGACACUGAGAACAUUAAGCGCGUCUUCAACGACUGCCGCGACAUCAUACAGCGCAUGCACCUCAGACAGUACGAGCUGCUCUAACGACCUGAGGCAGAUAACGAAGUGUCAGCCGACACUGGCGCACUGUCGGCGACACUACUCCCGCAAUACAUUCAACACGCGACACUCGCCGACACUAGUCUCACUGUAAUACGACAUUACGACCUCUUUGAUUUUAAUCAAAUUUAAUAUUUAAUCUGUUACGACAUCACAAUAAUUAUUAUCUGUCGACAAUUUUUCCCGAAUGUGUUGUCAGCUGUUUUUUCGGUAAUCAGAAUUCAGAGCACAAACUUUAAAGACAGUCGCGUGUCGCGAGUGCGUCUAAUAAGUCGCAAGUGUGUAUAACUCGCCAGUGUCCUGUGAUUUAUUUUCCGGAUGGUGUUUCCGAGCAGCGAACUAUUUGGAAACGACAGCGUGGGGUCAUCGUAGCGUUCGUAGUGUAACCGGCAUCUGACCAUCAGUUCAGUUCAUACAUCAUAUUUAACAGUUAUGCACAUUUUCGACGGACUCGUCUUCUUUCCCCGCGCCGAUGAAUGUCACACACAGUUUCAUAUUAAGGAUCACCCGGUUCGCGGCCAGUUGUAGUGUUUGAGUUUCCGGAGCACAGUUUUGCUUAAAAUAUGUUUAAUAAUAUUACGUUCGUGAACCGAGUCCGAGUCCUAUGACUUGUUGUCGUUUUUAGCCGAAAUAUAUUUUCCUUUUCGAUUCUGUCGACUCGUAGACCAAAUUUUUUUUUUUAUUUUUAUUCUCCUGUUGAAGUUUUUGUAGCGAAAUAUACUUAUUGUAUAUGGAAUUGUUAAUUUUAUUCGAUUAUUUUGUACUUUCUGUAUAUUUUUGAUGACUAAUAUUUUUGUCUAUUUAAUUAUUUUUUUAUGGUUUUGUUGGAGUUGUCUUAUUUUAAUGUCUUCCAUAAUAUUAUUUCGUCGUGUUGACUUAUUUAGUUAUCUCUUUCACGCACAUUGACUAAGCGACGGCUUAUAUUAAUUUUAAGAUCCAAAGAAUGUCCGUAUAUUAUGUAUUUGAGUGUGUGGGUGUAUGUUUGUGUGUGUGUAAGAUAAUAUUCGGUGUUAGCAAUAUAUAUAAAUAUAUAUUUUCUGAUUUAUCUUAUUUCAAUUUAUUUCGGAGAGUGUCUUAAGUUAAUAUUUUUUUAGUCCUAAGUACAAAUGUUACUAACAUCGCCCUAACACUAUUUAUACAAUUGGUUCAUGUACUUACCUUGUUUUGUUAGUGAAAUGCCUUAAAGAUCUACGUCGUUGUUUCAUUUAUCGUUAAGUGUGGAAUGUUUUCUUUAUACAAGCUGACAUUAAUUAGUUAUAUGUUAUCAUUUGAUUAUGGUCCUUAAUAUAACUACGAUAGUGUUGAAGAUUGUGCCAUAAGUGUUGCUAGCGGAAACACCAUGUAAUGUUACCAUUUCAAUUAAAAUAUUAAGCAACUAAACUUCUAGUAACUUGUAAAGUAACGUCGCUAUUUUGCUUUGUAAUGAUAACACUUAGAUAUUUUUUUUAUAUACAUAAAUAUUACUUGUUUUUUUUUUUCUUGUUUGUGUUAAAAAUUUUAAUGUAAGUAGGGGAAUGACACGAGUUUAUCGGCGGCCGGGGUCGCUCGUUUAAUAUAUUUCAGCACAGACCUUGAAUUUUAAAAUUAUAGUUAAUAUUUUUUAGGCGUAAGAAUGUUUCGUAACGGACCGUGUCUUAGAGGAGUUUUAAGUUUCCCGCAACGAGAGCGACCCCGGCCCGGACGUUUCAGAUAUCACUGUGAAUUAAUAACAUGGCGUCUUACAUCCUUACUGUGUAUGUAACUUAAUAUAUUUGGUAGCUAUUUAAUUAAGUUAGCAUAUUGCGAUAUUGAAAUACAAAAGUAACAAAAAAAUAUAUAUAAUAUUAUAACGUAGACUGCUGAAGUGAGUUUCUUUGUCCUUGCAGAUCUACUGUCCACGGAUAGUCGGAUAAAAAUCUACUUUUAUUUUUAACUUACCAAGUAGCGUGAGACAUAGUGGGCUAUCAUAUAGCGUUCUUUCGAAGACUUUGGAUUACUUUAGACUUUGGGGAGUUAAAAAUAUUAGAGCACACAGAGUAAGGAACGACCCGGGUGAGCUCGCGAAUCUCACGAUACAGCGCGUCGAGCGUCCGUACUCACGCGACGCGACGCGUCAGACCGUUUGCGGUUCAUUCGAAACGUAACAUCCGCCGCCGACCCUCGACCUUUGACCCUCGCUCCUCGUACGUUAAGAUGCGCAAUAACAAGUGAGUCAUGUAAUGUGUAUAAAGUAGUUUAGAAUAUUUUCUAUGUUUUUCGAUAUUUAGAUGAUAUACUGCCAGUGUCUAUGUCCAAGUAUUUUCAAUGUAAAGUUAGUAAGGUGUCGAAGGACCGUGGAUCUCGUCUCAGCUGCAUGUUCCGCGUGUGAGCACUGCGCGGACACUGUCGGUCGUGCGAAGGUUCCAUCUUUUCGUUCUGCUCGUAUCUUUCGUAUUCUCCGCCGUAGCUGAAGGCAUCUCGCGCACAACGUGUACCCGAGGACGGUGAAGUGUUCUGUUCCGAGUCUCAGAUAUUUGUUUCGGUAACGUUUCUCUCAGCACGGAGCCUCCGCCGCGGAGUCCGUCUCUCGCUGUAGAUAUUAAAUGAUGGCAUUUAAACUAGUGCUUUUAGAAUUUAUGUUCGUCGUAGCAUGAACGUGUUUCUCCAUUUUUCGGUAGAUUUAUUUUGUAAAAAAAAUUAAUAAAAUAAUAUGUUCGUAGCGAAGCUCAAAACACUCGGUUUUUAUAAAGGUCAUUCGAUAUCAGCACUCGACAUUGUAUUCGUCACUAAGGGACUGCGUAUUCGGUGUUCCGCUAACUUAAUACCUUACCUUUAAAUAUAUACUGAAGAAGAAUCUAUAUUUUUAACAAAUUUAAUUUAAAAAACAAAUGAUAUACCUAACUAAUGAAACUCCUAAAGAUUAAAAAUGAAAUUUUUAAUAUUUACGUGUAUAGUAGUGUUUACUGCGGGGUGGUUGUAAACAACGGGCGCUUAUCGUUUCCCUGUUUCCGUUUUUCUUUCAGAGAUCGCAAUCUUUAUAUUAUUUAGUGUCCACGGUACAGUAACCUGUAACUGAUGUGUACACAGAUCAGUAUGUUUCAGGCAUUUUGAAUCCGACUUAAUGUAUGUAAAAAUAAAUGUUGUUUUAAAA
Danaus plexippus (monarch butterfly) is the source of this 4686-nucleotide messenger RNA. RefSeq names its product guanine nucleotide-binding protein G(s) subunit alpha (gene Galphas). NCBI's taxonomy places the organism in Eukaryota, Metazoa, Arthropoda, Insecta, Lepidoptera, Nymphalidae. Bases 423 to 1562 code for a protein of 379 amino acids. The record is from RefSeq and is a predicted model, not a curated record. The transcript has 11 exons. Gene Ontology annotation, cellular component: heterotrimeric G-protein complex. Gene Ontology annotation, molecular function: GTP binding; G protein-coupled receptor binding; G-protein beta/gamma-subunit complex binding. Gene Ontology annotation, biological process: sensory perception of chemical stimulus; adenylate cyclase-activating dopamine receptor signaling pathway.